GCUGCCCGCAAAGGUGACCGAAACCAGAGUUUAUAAAUAUUCUCGAACUCUCCUUUCUCCAAACCCUCUCUGCUUUACACCCGAGCCAACGAAAUCGCCCUAGGUAACCGGGAGCAACACUCACAGGAUUAAAAGUUCAUACUGAAGCACAUCAAUCAUGUUCGGCCGUGCUCCCAGGAGGGGUGACAACUCCCGGUACUAUGACAUUCUUGGUGUCUCAAAAAAUGCGAGUCAGGAUGAGCUGAAGAAAGCUUAUAAGAAAGCAGCUAUAAAGAAUCAUCCAGAUAAGGGUGGAGAUCCCGAGAAGUUUAAGGAGUUGGCUCAAGCAUAUGAUGUAUUGAGUGAUCCCGAGAAAAGAGAAGUAUAUGACCAAUAUGGAGAAGAUGCUCUCAAGGAGGGAAUGGGAGGAGCUGGACCUUCCCACAAUCCAUUUGAUAUAUUUGAGUCAUUCUUUGGUGGUGGUGGAUUUGGUGGUGGCAGCUCAAGAGGGAGGAGGCAGAAGCAAGGUGAUGAUGUGGUUCACUCUUUGAAGGUUUCUCUUGAGGACUUGUACAAUGGAACUUCUAAGAAGCUAUCCUUGUCUAGAAAUGUGUUGUGCCCAAAAUGCAAAGGGAAAGGAUCAAAGAGCGGUGCAUCUGGGAGAUGCUCAGGUUGCCAAGGUUCUGGUAUGAAGGUCUCUAUCCGACAGCUUGGACCUGGCAUGAUCCAGCAGAUGCAGCAUGUUUGCCCGGACUGCCGUGGCUCAGGUGAAGUCAUAAGUGAGAAGGACAAGUGCACACAGUGCAAAGGAAACAAAGUUACUCAAGAGAAGAAGGUUUUGGAAGUGCACGUCGAGAAAGGAAUGCAAAAUGGCCAGAAAAUUGUGUUUCAAGGUGAAGCUGAUGAAGCACCGGAUACAGUAACAGGUGACAUCGUCUUUGUAUUGCAAUUGAAAGAGCACCCGAAGUUCAAAAGGAAGUUGGACGAUCUCUUUGUAGAACACACGCUUACUUUGACUGAGGCUCUCUGUGGGUUCCAGUUUGCUUUGACCCAUCUUGAUGGAAGGCAGCUCCUUAUCAAAUCUGGGGAGAUCAUUAAGCCUGGUCAAUACAAGGCCAUCAAUGAUGAGGGGAUGCCACACUAUCAGAGGCCCUUCAUGAAGGGGCGCCUCUACAUCCACUUCAACGUUGACUUCCCUGAGUCACUAACCCCAGAUCAAUCUCGUGCCCUCGAAAAGAUAUUGCCAGCCAAGCCUGGUAGCAGUCAGUUGUCAGACAUGGAGGUCGACGAGUGCGAGGAGACCACAAUGCAUGAUGUCAACAUUGAGGACGAGAUGAGGAAGAAGCAACAGCAGCAGCAACAACAGGAGGCCUACGACGAAGAUGAGGAGCCAUCUGCCCCUCGUGUGCAGUGCGCCCAGCAGUAGAGAGAGAGAGAGAGAGAGAGAGUAGUUGGUCAUGGGAAAGAAAGUAGGUAUUAUUUGGGUGUGGAGUAUUAUAUGUGUUAGAUGGAAGGAAGUGGUUUUAUUUAGAUCUUGAGUGAGUAAUCCUAAGAGAGAGAGAGAGAGAGGUCCGGUGUGCGCAGCAAAGAGAGGGGCCCAGCUGCUGGAUGAACCCAAGGUAAUCUCUCAUAUUUUUUCUCUCUCUAGAAGAUAAGAAUGAAAGAACUGUUGGAUAUUUGAAGGGUUUCCUUGCGAGCUUGGAGCUGUGUAUGUGAUUGUUCAGAUCAUUGUCUGGUAGUUGAAUUUAAAUUUUUAGUAAGUUGGAUAUGAUUAUUCUCAUUUUAAGAUUUCCUUUGUGCGGUUUA
Molecule: messenger RNA, 1785 nt
Organism: Amborella trichopoda
Lineage: Eukaryota; Viridiplantae; Streptophyta; Magnoliopsida; Amborellales; Amborellaceae
Product: dnaJ protein homolog 2
Biological process (GO): response to heat; protein folding
Molecular function (GO): Hsp70 protein binding; ATP binding
Source: RefSeq, a predicted model, not a curated record